Heterobilharzia americana is the source of this 2184-nucleotide messenger RNA. Lineage: Eukaryota; Metazoa; Platyhelminthes; Trematoda; Strigeidida; Schistosomatidae. The record is from the annotation of a GenBank genome assembly.
AUGAGGGACUGUUACACAAUUACAAUAGCAAUAUUAUUAAUUAAUAUUACACUACUAUGCUUCAAUAUAAUUCAUGUGGAUUGUUAUGAAAGACGAGAAAAGAAAGUGAAUAGUAGUGUAAUAGGUAUUGUAAAAUGGAAGUUUGAAGAAUUCGGUGUACAUAUUACAGUUAUGUCAUUUUUAUUAAUAAUGAUUUUAAUCAAAUUAUUACAUCAUCGUGUGUAUUAUAUAUCAGAAUAUUUUCCAGAAUCUUUACUAUUAAUUAUUAUUGGUAUUUUAUUCGGUUUAAUAAUUUAUUAUGGUAUUGAAAAAGAUAUAAAUGAAAAAAGUGUUUGGAAAUUAACCCCUUUAUUAUUUUUCAUAUAUUUACUACCACCAAUUAUAUUACAAUCAGCUUAUACAAUGUAUAAUUCAACAUUUUCUGAUUAUCUUGGAGUUGUUUUAAUAUUUGCUGUAUUGGGUACAAUAUUCAACUUUUUAAUUAUUGGAUUUGUUAUGUAUGCACUAAAUGAAGUAGGAGCAUUUGGACCACCAAAAUUGGAUUUUGAUGUCAAAGGAUUUUUGUUAUUCAGUUCAUUGAUUGUUACUGUUGAUCCAGUUGCUGUGUUGGCCAUCUUUCAAGAUAUUGGUGUGGAAUUAGGCUUAUACUAUAUUGUAUUUGGAGAGUCUUUGUUGAAUGAUGCUGUAACUGUUGUACUGUAUGACAUCAUGGAUGCAUUCACUGGGAAGGAAUAUGUAUCUGGAAAAGAAAUUGGAAUCGGCAUUGCAUCUUUUUUCGUAGUAAGUUUAGGUGGACUUUUCAUUGGUGUCCUGUUUGGAAUUGUCACAUGUUUAAUAACUCGAGUUAGAAAUCGUUUGAAUGCUUUCACUCUACUGUUGCUUGCUUAUUUUUCCUACAUAAUGGCUGAUUGUGUUGGAUGGUCAGGGAUUAUUUCAAUGAUUGGCUGUGGAUUGUUUCAAGCUGCCUAUGCAUUUCAUAACUUAGAUCGGAAUUCAGUAACAUUAGUACGUAAUUUAACUAGAAUUGUCUCUGAUAUAUGCGAAUCUGUGAUCUUUUUAUUUUUUGGGAUUGAGGUGGUCUCUACUAAACUUGUCUGGCAUACUGGUUAUAUUCUCUGGGCGUUAACUGGAUGUCUGAUCGCUCGUACUGUUAUCAUAUUUGGUAUAACAUUUUUUGUAAAUUUUUUCAGAAUAAGUGGAACAAACAUAAGUUUAUCACAACAGAUAGUUUUAAUCUAUGGUGGAUUGAGAGGAGCUGUAGCGUUUUCACUGGCAGUCCUAAUUUCUCCAAGUAAACUAGGUUAUCAUGGUGAAUAUAACCGACAACUGAUUGUCACAACAACCAUAUUCAUUAUCUUAUUCACAUGUGGUUUUAUGGGAUUGACAAUGAAACCAUUGGUGAGAAUUUUGAAAAUACGUAUAGAAGGUGAUAAAAAAUUAAGUCAAUUUGAUUCAUUGAAUGAUAGUAUCCUACAUGGUACUCUAGCUGGUGUUGAAAGUAUCAUAGGCUAUCGUGGUUACAAUGCAAUAUGUGAUCUUUUCAAGCGUUUAGAUGAAAAGUAUCUACGUAGAUUCCUUCAACGUGAACCUGAGACAUAUGAUCAAAGAAUAUUGAAAAUUUAUGAAAAGGUUACUCUUAAACUACAUUAUGCUUCAAUGUCUCCAAAUAAAACAGAAAGUAUACUGAAAAAUGUUCCAGACUCAUUGAAGUAUAAAUUUAUGUCUUCAAAUGCUUCAACAAUGUCAAUACCAGGUUUAAUCCAUUCCACAGGAUCAAUGUUGAAUCUGUCAGUUUUAAAUAAGCCUAGUAUACAUGAUUCAAGGCAAUAUAUGCCAAGAAAUAAAGUUUCAAACAACUUUAUAAUAGACAGGAAUCGAGGACAACAAUAUGGAUUAAUUGACAGUCAAAAGGUACUAAGACAUGAAAUGAAGAAAGUAUUCCUUGAUCCUCAUAAAGCCAAACUGAUUCCAGAACAGAAAUGUCAAGUAGAUUUCGAUGAAAAAUUCUUUGAUGUCAUGAAAUCACGUAGUCAAGCUUUAAGAUAUAAAUUGCAUACAUCUAAUAAGAGAUGUGAAAUACACCAACCAUCAGUCAACAGUCCAGUUCAUUACGUUGAAGAUGAUGAACUUAUAGAUUCUAAAUAUUUUAAAGAGACAAAGUUAGACAGAUCAGCUAUAGAUUAA